AUGGCUGCUGAAAUAUCAUCUAUCGAUCAACCACUCACGCCACCACCUCCUCCUGCAACGGUAAAGCGAGGCUCAAACCACCCUGUUCACGACACCCUAGCCAUUGCAGCCAAUCUAGCUAACCUCCUCCCUACAGGCACCGUCCUUGCAUUUCAAACCCUAACUCCGAGUUUCUCCAACAACGGAUGUUGCCAACAACUAUCCAAUAAGUUCCUUACUUCAUCUGUCAUAAUAAUUUGUGCUGUCUUCUGUUUCUUAUCUUCAUUCACUGACAGCUUCAUCGACAAUGACAAUGGUGGAAAACUCUAUUAUGGAAUCGCCACUUUCAAAGGCAUGUACAUCUUUAACAACAAUGACAUGGAGGAAGAUAUGAAUAAGUACCUGAAGAAGUAUAGAAUAAAGUUCAUAGAUUUUGUUCAUGCGUUCAUCUCACUACUUGUGUUCCUAAUCUUUGCUCUUACCAACUCCAACGUGCAAAGUUGUUUCUUUUCUGGAGUGGGAAUAAAUAUCAGUGAACUUGCAAUGAAAUUGCCACUAGGUGCAGGGGUUUUGUCAACCUUCUUGUUCACCAUAUUUCCAACUACUCGAAGAGGAAUUGGAUACGCAGACAUCAUCUCCACCCAAAGGACUGUCAAUGAUAUGUGA
Molecule: messenger RNA, 645 nt
Organism: Fragaria vesca subsp. vesca
Lineage: Eukaryota; Viridiplantae; Streptophyta; Magnoliopsida; Rosales; Rosaceae
Exons: 1
Coding region: 1-645 (214 amino acids)
Biological process (GO): endomembrane system organization
Source: RefSeq, a predicted model, not a curated record